Linum trigynum is the source of this 3627-nucleotide messenger RNA. Lineage: Eukaryota; Viridiplantae; Streptophyta; Magnoliopsida; Malpighiales; Linaceae. The record is from the annotation of a GenBank genome assembly.
UUAUAAUCGAAUGAUGCAUGUUUAUUGAGUCAAUUGAAGUCUGAUCAACUUUUCCUGAUUUCUGCUGCAAUCUGAGAUAGAUAGAAUCUGAUUAGGUUGCUAGAGUCUCAUCAUUCGGUAGUAGGAGAUUGGCUAUAGGAGAGUUAGCCAGUUUACUGCUUUGUACUGGAAUCCAAUUCCAGUAGUGGAGUUCUGUGCUUAUUGCUUCAGCUUUCUAUCCCGGUGAAGACUAGUCGUCUGCCGGAUAGUUAGACUGAGAGGGCUUGGUCACUAUACUGCAGUCCCUUUCAUUGGUUACACUUGGCCAUUGUUAGGUGUUGUGUUUUGGAGCAUCAAAUUUUUGGCGCCGUUGCCGGGGACUUUCUAGAUUAUUAGGAAAGGCAGAAGUUUGUUACUUUAGCGUUUUUCUUUUCUUUUCCACCCUUGCUUUUCACUUGGGUGUUUUUUGUUUUUGUUGGUGCAGAUCUGAAUCAUGGAUCCUAAUGGCUUCUCCAAUCAUUGGGGGUAUCCACCACCAUCCGGGUGGUAUUACCCCGAGACUCCCUGGAGCAAUCAAGGAGGAGAAGACUAUGGAUUCGGGUUCCAGUACCAACCCCCUUUCUACGGAGAACAACCAGACCCCUGGGCAUAUCAAGAACAAUCUCCUUAUCAAGAAGAAUUCCUCCCACAACAAGAAGGGCCAUCGGAGCUGGAGUUACCCAUGGCGGCCUUCACGGGCCAUUCUGCAGAGCCAUGCUACACUCCACAGCCAGAUCCAAACUAUGAAUUGAGGCUUCUCGUGGAGCAGAUUGCUCGAGUACCUGAGAGAUCUUUUCCCGAGAUGGAUCCUCAUAUCCAGGCCAUUGCCCAAACUGACUUUUCAUUCCCCCGUGAAACAGAGGAUACCAUCCGGAGCAUAAAGAAGCACUUAGAGGUCAUUGAGAAAGCUUGUUCACAGUUUUCUCAAGACAACCUUUAUGCUGCCAUACAAGUAGAGGAGGAGGAAGAAAGAGGCAAUCAUGAGGAUGUUGAGGAGCAUACAGAAGUUGUCACAGAAAGCUCCCAUGAUAAUCAUGAUCAAGUGUAUCCUCUGGUGGUAGAUCAUAACUUUCACCAUUUCCGCUCUGACAUGCUGGGCUCGAGUGAGGAGAUGCAAGAAAAUCUCAUGAAAGAAAUUGCUUGGCAACUUGCUCUCCAAUCCGUGCUAGAAGAAGAAGAGCGAGAAAGGGUGCAGAAAGAAGUUGUGGAGGAUGAAGAAAGUGAAGCAGGAGGAGUUCUUGAUCUUUUCCCAGGGGUGAUACCACAUGAAGAAGAAAGGGAGGUUGAAGAAGCAAUUGGCGUCCAGGCUGAGGACGGAGUUAAGAUGGAAGAGGCCUGCACCGGCCAUGAGUUGCAAGUAAUAUCCCCACCAAACUUUGAGGAACUGCUUGGCAAGGACCCAUUUGCAGUGUCUCUUUGCCAGACCAAGGCCACAUCGACAUCGGUCCCUCUUGGUGGACGCGAUGGUGGCCAAUCGAUGCUUUCUUAUCUGGUUUGGGGCAAUGAGACGAGAGAAGAGAAGAAGAGGUCUCGAGGGUGGAGACUUCAUCUGCAUCAAGUACAUGAGCCUUCAUCACCUGCCACACCACAGGCUCGUGACUUGAGACUCCACCUCAUCGACGAGAACCUCAACUUCAAGGAGGUUCUAGCAUGGACCGAAACUUAGGAGCCAUCGUCCGGCUCACGACGUGAAAGAAGCGCUUGUUGGGAGGCAACCCAACCAGUCGGUUUGCAUUUCUUUCUUUUUUUCUCCUCGGUUGAGUCAGUUUUGUUAUUUGAUUUUAGAGUCAAUAACUCAACCUUUGUGAGAUUUUGUGUGGUGUUUGUGUUCUGAUUACUCUCUCUUUCUGGGAUGCACCGCCUGACCCGUUCAUCAUCAUUCACCCUUGAUCUGGUAACUUCGUUCUACCCUCCUUAUCUUUCCUCCAUUGAGGACAAUGUCGUGCUUAAGUGUGGGGGGGUGUUCGAUUAUUUAUGCGGGUGAAUGUUUGGUUGUUUGUGUGCUUGGAGCCUAGUCCAUUGUCCAAAUUUUGAAAUUUGAGGGCUCCAAGUACGUGUUCCUUGCAAUUGCCUGCUCAGUAUGCUUUGAAUUGACAGUCUUUAUAGUAAUAUGCAACCUAGGGAGGUAGUGCAGCACUAUGGAGGAUGUUGAUGCAUUUAAGAAGUCUCAUUGCUUCUUCAUAUUGUGUUGGUUGAUUGAGUGAAUUAGUGAUCUUAGGACCCUUGAAUUGUGUGGUGUUGUGGAUUCUCUACCUGUCAUGGACUCUUGUAUCAUGUUUUGAGUUUAACAGGUGCUCGAAAAUGUGCUUCAAAAUAACGUCUCCCGUGCGAAUAGGGCGAAAGUGUGUAAGGGGAGACGGGAAUUCGUUCCCAAUUUCCACCUACUACCUCCAGCCCCCUUACGUGUCUUUCCCCCGCACGAGGCUCGAGACAUCCGCUCCUGGCAUGGCCGGUAAGAGCAGGUUGGGACCCUUGAAAAAAAAAAAAAAUAAAAUAACAGAAAACAUGCAAAACAGGAAAGAAAAGGGGUUCCAACCAUCUUCAAGAAGAAAAUAGAGCACCUUGAAAAAUGUGAGUCCAUGAUCUUUUGUUUUUGAGAAUCUCUUCAUCCACAAUUCAUUUGUCCUCUGUUCACUAUUUGCCAUGAUGCCGACUCGAUACUAGUGCUCUCGCCGAAGAAGUUAUGAGAUGACUUGUGCGUCGGUUGACCUCGUAAGCUGCUAAUUGAUCUAGGAAGUCCUCUACCUACGAUCUGGGUUGUUUGUUGCUAUAGAGGUCUGGAGAGUUGCAUUGGUUUGAGUUAGGUUUGCUUGGGGACAAGCAAACAGUUAAGUGUGGGGGGAUUUGAUGACUCGGUAUUUGCACAUGUUUUCCCCUUUGUUUCUUGAUUGUUUGAGCUUGAAUUAUUGCGUCUUUGGCCUAUUUUAUGCUAGGUUGUGUUCCUUUGUCCCAUUUCAGGUCCUAGCACAUAAAGUGAAGCAUAGGCGCAAGUUUCAAGUCAAUCAGAGAUCAAUUGACGAUUCGAGAGAAGAAACUCGGGCAUGACCUGAAGAAGAAUGGAUUUCUACCUCACUUUAUGGACAAAGAAUCAUGCAAGCUUGUUAUGAAACGAAAGAGGACGAGACUACGAGCGUCUGGGAUCAAACGGCGAUUGAUUCGGAGUCCGGACGAGGGAGAAACGAAGCAUUAAACAGAGGCUGAGCAAGCUGCACGGGCAGACCAGCGUGGCCACGCACGGCCGUGCAAGUAACCAGUUUGGCCGUGCGGGAUUGUGCGUGGGCACGCACGGGAUUGUGCGUGGCCACGCACGGCCGUGCAACAUACAAUUCUGGCCGUGCGAGUUGGCUGAGGUUCAACUAAUUGAUACGCCGCGUUUUGAGGUGCACGGCCAGAAUGGUGAUGUGCACGGCCGUGCACCCUGGCCGUGCGAGUCGGGAUUUCCUGGUUUUAAGCCAAAUUCCGAACCAAAGAAGAGGGAGAGCUGGGUUUUGGAUCCCAAACACCCAAGGGACGAACCCUAGAGAGAGAGAGCGACUUGGGAACAUUCUUGGAGCUAUUUUGGAGGAUUUCUUCGCCAUUGAAGCUCGGGAAUCAAGCUUGGAGAUGGAG